This is a messenger RNA of Serendipita indica DSM 11827, 2613 nucleotides long. NCBI's taxonomy places the organism in Eukaryota, Fungi, Basidiomycota, Agaricomycetes, Sebacinales, Serendipitaceae. The record is from the annotation of a GenBank genome assembly.
AUGCCCAGUGCGCCUCCCACUUUUGCCGUCGACUCCGACUCGGAUGUCGGAAUGAAGGAUGACGACGGAGAGUACACAGGGGAGCGUCAACUUACUCGUCUACGACGCGGAAAGCAGGUCAAGAGAGCAGAGUCCGACUCGGAUCGCUCCCCAAGCCCAGACUCAAAGUCUCGCAAACGAAAAGCACCAGCCGCACCUCCUGUCAAUACCAAGCGAAAACGGACUCUGCUCGCCAAAUCCCCAAGUCCUCUUUCUGAUCCUGUUCGGAAAUACUGCUUCGGCAAGCUUCAAGAAGUUAUCGAACCCAUAUUCGUCGAAUACAAAACACUGGAAGAUGGGACUGAGCGGAGUGAGGAAGAGGCAAAAUCUGCUGCAUCGACGUUCAACAGGGAUUUGGAGAAUGCAGUCUUUGAGCAUUACUCUGAGCCAGACAAAAAGGGGAAUCGUGCCGCACUGGCAAAAUACAAGGAGCGAUUCCGAAUGCUCACUUACAAUCUUGGGCAGUCUGACCGUGUGUUACUGCGCAAAGGUAUCGCAAAUGGACAUAUCUCCGCUCAGGAGCUCUCAGAAAUGUCUUCUGCGGACCUUGCAAACGAGCAGGCGAAACAAGAGAUGGAAAAGGCUGCACAGGAGGCAUUACAUCAAUCUAUCCUCAAGACUCAAACCAUCCUACCGCGCGCCAAGAUGACCCACAAAGGAGAGGAGAUCAUCGAAACCAACGCAUCUGAAGAUAUGCGCGUUCGAGAUGAGGAAGAGCGUGAGCGACUGAGAGCAGGAUUGCGUGUGAGGACUGGAAGUAUUCUCGAAGCGAACCCCGAGUCGGCUGGACUGUCUAGUGCUACUGGCAUUUCUGGUGUUACCUUUGAGAACCAUCUUGCUGAGGAUGGUACGGUCCUGAGUCCUGAAAAGGUCUCACCCGAUACUCCUCUGGUCAUCAAUACCACCACUGUGCCUCUUUCACCCAUUACCUAUACCAAGGAACCCGGAUCCGCCUUACCAGACAUUCUCUCGCCGACAGAGAUCACGGCCACACCCUUGCGUGGAAACAUGCACGAAUCGCGGCCAUCUUUUGACCUGAAUGCACUUUGGACAGGUGACGCACCAAAUCAGUCGUCCACCUUUGCUGUAUCGUUGUCAUCGCCUGUUGGAGACGACGAAGAAGACGUGGCGAUGGACCUGGACGACGAAGCAGGUCCAGAAACGGACUUUGGCAUGUUCUUAGAUGGGGUAGAAGAGAAGAAGGUUCAAGUCGACCAUGCCACCAGGUCAACGACCCCUCCGCCACCAGCUCGAGAAGACAAAAAGAUGGACAACAUCCCCGUGGUUUGGUCCGGUGAUCUGGUCAUGCCUUUGGACCCGAAGCCUGCACUUAUCAACAAGGUUUCAGUCAGACAAGUUGGUGGUCGUUCCUUUGGCACCUCUCCGUCUGUUUGGAACCUUCUUUUCAAAGGUAGUCAGGCGUUGAUCGAAGGACGUGUACCGACCGAUCGUUCUAUCAAAUACCUUGUCACCACUCGCCUAAACCCGAGCAAGGAGUUGAUUGUCGUUCACUUUGCACCCACGGAAGAAUCAAAAGAGAAUAUGGCAGAGUUGUUCGAUUUUCUGACGAAGAAAGAUCGACAUGGUCUCGUGUUUCCAUGGGGUACAAACCCUCCAUCGACGGCUCCAGGCAAAGAUCUCUAUCUCCUUCCAAUACAGGCUUCGAAACCGCUCCCGGAGUUCAUUGAUCUUCUGGACCAUGUUCUGAUACCGAAACAACGAGAUGAAAAUAUGCUGUUAGGCGUGUUUGUCCUGAGUAAAGGCAAAAUUGUAGUCCCUCCCAUCGCCACGACGCCUCCGAGCGAACAAGCGGCUAAGCAGCCGACACCCCCAACUGCGUCGUCGUCCCAGCAAUCACAACAGCAAACGCCCUUGGCUCCCUCGAAUAGCAUGGCUUCGCUGCUGUCGACGCUUGGAACGACGAGUUCGAUGCCGUACGCUGUCACUCCAACGCCCCCUGUGGCAGCUUUGUUGCCAGGAAUGCAACACCCUCCACAAUUGCCUGUUGGGGUACCGUCAAACAGUAUACCUGGACCCUAUCAAUUCUCACAUUCGCCGGCACCACCGGGAGGACCCCCUGGACAACCAUCCCUUCCCAGUUCGGCUCCGAUACCGACCGGAAACGCAUUACUGGAACUCGCAUCUUCCAUCCAAAAUCUAUCACCGGACCAGCUCAACCUCAUUCUCCAAGGACUAAUGGCUGGCGGAGCUGGCCAGUCACCCACGCCCCCAACUCCUGUACCACCACCAACUGGCCCAUCACCAUGGCCUCCUGCAACCGCCUAUGGGGGACCGCAACAGACUCCACCUUAUCAAGGUGGUAUGGCACCUGGAUAUGACCGAUACCCAAACGCUUCGAGAAGUCCACAAGCGCAGUCAGGAAGGCCCAGAGAUGGUCCUCGUGAGGAUCAUUACGGUCGAGAGCGUCGUUCAUCGCAUACUGACCGUGGACCGGGUCCGCGUGACUCAUAUCGAGGUCGAGGAGGAGGGCAGCGAGGCGGUAGAUCUGCAAGUGACUAUGCAGAUGGCGGUUGGAAUCGCAGACGAGCAGCUGCUCCGUACACGGACCAAUAA